GCCAGUGGUCUUUUGACUGCGAUUCGGUUCAGUCGCGUGGUGGUUUGUGUUGGUCGUUCGUUUUUUUUGGCUCGUCGUGGAAAACUUAUCUUCCUCGGGACUUUGGUUGAUCGCGGAUUUUUUUCCGAUUGGCUUUCGCUUGCUUCCUUAUCUGACUGGAGGUCUUCUAAGAAACUGGACGUUAUCCUGGUUUUUUGUUUGGAAAUUUCGUUACGGAUUUUGACCUUUUGGGUUCUUACGGAUGCUUGCCGCCAGAAGAAGCUGGAAUUUGGAACAUCCGGUGCUGGAUUGUGUAGCCUUUUUUGUGUGUUGUGCCAACUUUGUACUUUUUCUCGACGCUAAUGAACUCGAGAAGUGCUACCGGUGUGUUAUUAUUGAAAGUGGAUUUUUUUUUUGCCAGCUCUUAGGCCGGGUCCAUUUGGCAUUUGAAGCUGCAGUUUGAAGAGAAAGAAAAAAACCCGUACACGUUACAAACAUCGGGAAUAAAGUGCAAUCGAAAACACCUUUGCUGCUGAUAAGCGAACGUUUGGUGGGGAAAAUUUUCAACGAAGAAGAAUGUGGAGAAAAUAAGCCUGAUUGAUGAUUGAGGCUUGGUGAUUAUUGGAAGAUUAGUGCGAAGAUUUUUAGCAAGAGAGCUGAAAAGGUGUUUAUGUGCAGAAGAUGCAGAUUGGAAUAAUUGGAAAGGUGCAAAUGAUGAUUCUCCAGAAGAAGUAGAUUACUGUUUGGAAUCUUGACGAAUGUUUGUGAUUAGCAGUGUUGGAAUUUUAUGGUGUGUGGAAAAUAACUGUAUUUGACCAAGAUACUGUACAAGUGGAUCAAUCGCUGAAUGCUGUUUAUGUGCUCAAACGAUUCGUGGAAAUAUUUAACCGGAUGUUUUAUCGUCACAGUGAGCCAUUUUCUCAUUGUGCUUAAAAUUGUGUGUUAAAAGACAGCCUAUAAAUCGAAGACUAACCCAAAUAGCUUUCCUCCUGGUCCAUCAACAUCACUGGGACCUAACAAAACAGAAAAGAUAAAAAAUAAACCGUAAACAAACUUUGACCAGUCCGUGUCAGUUUUUGUUUUUGCUGUUGUUGUUGGUUUACCGCCGUGCUCAACCGUGUAUUAAUUUGAAAAGUGCUACAAGGUGUUCGACAGCGAUAUUCAAUUAUCGGAACCAUCAAAACCCCCAAGGCGGUCACUACUUUCUAGCGGAAGUUUUCUGACUGAAAUUUCUCGACUCUCGGCUGAAAAACCCAGAUACGGAUAGUGCGGAAAUUUGCGUGCAGAAGAAUUUCGUCACCGAUUCAUUCAUUGAAGUCUUUCGUUGAAGAAAAGUGGCUGUUGUUGAAGUGUGUCUACUGCUUAGACAAGAGACUUGGUUUGCAAAACUGCCUUGUGAUUGUUUUGUAGCUACCAGACUUCGUUGAGCAGCAGCCUCUUUUUGGACCGAAACGGUUCCCGGAGAAGAGAAUCAAUAGUGUAGAACCGAUCGAUUCGAGCAGCAGCAGCACAGAAACAACGGACAACUAAUUAAGGAUACGACUAGUGAUUGAUACAUUCAUGAAAAACACUUGCUGAAAAUAAUUCGUUUCUGUUUCAUCACUGUAGCAGUCAUCAUGCUUUUGGUGUCCAACACUAUUUGAGGAGAUUCAUAUCUUUCACAAUUGAUUUUUCUUUAAAUGGAACCACAUUCUCGCGGUUUUCGGAUACAUUUGAUGCCUUCUUACCAGAUUUGCUGAUAUGCUGAUGUCCAUGUCGCUACAACAGGACCCUGAUGGUGGAUAUAGGCACUCCGAGAAGCUCCACCACGAUGUGGAGUCGAUGGCGUCCAUCAAUUCUACUGGUAGUCACCUGUUGGAUGGCCGCGUUGACGACCCAAGGAGUCAGCACUAGUCAGAGCAGCAACGGCAACUUCAAGAUCAACCCGAAACCGUGCUCGGUCAAUGGAAUCGAGGGCACCUGUAUGUUCGUGUGGGAAUGCAUCCGCUCCGAGGGCCAGCAUGUCGGCGUUUGUGUGGAUUCGUUCAUGUUCGGAUCCUGCUGCUCCCACAAUCUCACCGACAACGUGAUCCCGCAGAACUUCCACCAGACGGUCACCUACCGACCGAAGCCAAACAAGUACAAGCCGCCGAAGCCAAGUACUUUUGUCAGUAGUAACGGCUUUACCACAAUCUAUCGGCCGGGAAACGGCGGCACUUUGGUGAUCCGGCCAUCGCAUCAUCAUCCAAAUCACCACAAGCCGCCCCCGCAUUCGUCGAGCAACAAUUUCGUCAGCAGUAGCAGCAACAGCAACAAUUUUGGCGGCAGUGGCGCUGCCAGCAGUCAACACUUUAGUCAAAAGCCCACAGAGGGCACUGUAAAUAAACACUCUACCUUAUCGACGCCAGCGCAGCAAAACGACCUGGAGAUGGCGGCCAGUAGUAUGUCGACAGGCAUUUUUACGACGCAUUGGCAGGCAACUACCGAGCCAAGUUUCAUCACGAAAACGAGGCCACCAAAGCCGAGCAAACCGUCCAAGAAACCGAUCCUAUCGAUUUCGAACAACAUUCAAAGUACUGUUUUAAAACCAAAACCAUCGGCCAAGCCGACCAAACCAACUACCACUACUGAUAGGUAUACUACUAGCACCCAAAUUAGUAUUAUUAACCAAACUACCAAACGAAGGCCGGUCCCGUUUCCGGUGAUUCCUCCGGCGUCGGCCGUCGGCAAUGUAGGUUCGACGGCCAUUUCGCUGGUGCCGGAUCUGCCGGCUCAUCACCGUCCCUCGACAUCGGCCCCGGUUCCGGUGUCCAGCGAUCUGCUGGCGGCCGUCAAUGCCAGCUUGCUUAGCAGUAGUAGUAGUAGUUUUAGCGGAAGCAAUAGUCUAAGUAGCAAUAACCAGAGCCUGUCGCCAGGGGCUGGGUCCUCAUCAAGUUCAUCUGUGAUCGGCGGCGAAGAAAUUUCGUCGUCCAACGAAAUGUAUACGGUGGCACCCGGACGGGACACUAUCACGGCCGCACGAAAUUUUGAAUGCGGCGUGCAAACGAUGGGCCGGCCGGAAACGCGCAUCGUUGGGGGCAAAAACGCCCCCUUCGGUCGAUGGCCGUGGCAGGUUUCCGUUCGGCGGACGUCCUUCUUUGGAUUUUCCAGCACCCAUCGAUGCGGCGGGGCGGUCAUCAAUGACAACUGGAUAGCGACCGCCGGCCAUUGUGUUGAUGAUCUCCUAACGUCCCAGAUCCGGAUCCGGGUGGGCGAGUACGACUUUUCGCACGUGCAGGAACAGUUGCCGUACACGGAACGUGCCGUGGCCCGGAAAGUCGUCCAUCCCAAGUACAACUUCUUCACGUACGAGUUUGACCUGGCGCUGGUGAGGCUGGAACAACCGCUGAUCUUUGCGCCCCACAUCAGCCCGAUUUGCCUGCCGGGGACGGACGAUCUGCUGAUUGGUGAGAAUGCCACCGUCACUGGCUGGGGCCGGCUCAGUGAGGGCGGAACGCUGCCAUCGGUGCUGCAGGAGGUUUCGGUGCCAAUCGUCAGCAACGACCGAUGCAAAAUGAUGUUCCUGCGGGCUGGCCGGCACGAGUUUAUUCCGGACAUUUUCCUGUGUGCAGGGCACGAAACUGGCGGACAAGAUUCCUGCCAGGGCGAUUCCGGAGGACCACUGCAGGUCAAAGGCAAGGAUGGUCACUACUUCCUGGCAGGGAUCAUAUCCUGGGGCAUCGGAUGUGCCGAAGCCAAUCUGCCCGGUGUUUGCACAAGGAUAUCGAAAUUUGUUCCGUGGAUUUUGGACACCGUGAUGUGAUGAAUGGCACGAGCCAAGCCGUCGCCGCGUGAAUUGAAAAGGAAAGGACGAUCGAUCUACGAAUGAAUGGAUAUUUUCUACGCGGCUACGAGAAUUGGGAAGUGGGAAAGUGUUCAAUCAGUAAACGGAAAAGACUUGAUUUUUUUUUAUUUAGGACCGUGUACCGGAAAUCGGUUAGACUGGAAAACAAUUGGAGAGAUUGUCAACGAAAAAGAAGAACCCUACAUAGCUAAAGUUUUACACUGAGUCAGAAAUAGUACUUCAACGAAAAAAGUGAUGAUUACUGAAACAAGAAUAGCUAGAAGGAAACAGGUGGAAUCGAAGCGAGUCAGAAAUCCGAAAGAAAGAAAAAACAAAUAAUGCAAACACGAAAAUUUAUUAUAGGUAAUUCAACAGUGUAUAAAAAUAGUUUGCGAAACAUUAGCUUAAUAGCUAAGCACUGCCUUAUUUUUUUUGUAAAUAACAUCUCUGUAUCAUAUAGCCGGAACCAGAGCGUUGCGAUGGUGUAUAUACUUUUAUUUCCAUUUACAUGUACUAGCAGAAACCAGUUUGUUAACACGUUCCGUUGUUAAUUUGUAUUUAAAUGCAAAUAAAUUCAUUAUUAUAACAUCUUUCCAAAGAAUCAAA
Molecule: messenger RNA, 4387 nt
Organism: Uranotaenia lowii
Lineage: Eukaryota; Metazoa; Arthropoda; Insecta; Diptera; Culicidae
Gene: Sb
Product: serine proteinase stubble
Exons: 15
Coding region: 1754-3760 (668 amino acids)
Biological process (GO): proteolysis
Molecular function (GO): serine-type endopeptidase activity
Source: RefSeq, a predicted model, not a curated record